Molecule: messenger RNA, 1681 nt
Organism: Bicyclus anynana (squinting bush brown)
Lineage: Eukaryota; Metazoa; Arthropoda; Insecta; Lepidoptera; Nymphalidae
Exons: 7
Coding region: 548-1390 (280 amino acids)
Source: RefSeq, a predicted model, not a curated record
UGAAUGAACAACUUUCAACGAUCACAGUAACAGUUUGUCUGUAGACGCGUGAUAGUGCAUACGUGUGUACAGUGCUCCGCGGGGCAGCGAUUUUAUUUUUAUUUUUUAUUUGGCUUCUAGCCAUUGUAUGGAGCGUGAAAAACUAUCAUCAUUGGUGUUAGAGAAGCGUGAGCUCGCCAGCGUUCCCGAGGAACGCAGCGACGAUGGAGUCCAGCUCUGCGAGGAGGCGGUGGUGGGGCUCGCGGCGCCCGAGGUGGGCCGCUGGGGCGACGAGUGGCCCAGUUGACUGGAUGAGAGCGACGGAGACUCGGGGGUGCACCACCUGACGCCAGCGCUGCCGCCGCCCCGGUGGGCGCGGCCGCUGCGACCGAUCCGACUGACGAGAGGGGCCCUGGAGGACCUCGUCGCACAAGCCGAGGCGAUCUAUAGGUUCCUCCUCGUCCACAACAACUAUGACUCCGUGAGCAACUUCAUCGCACUAUACGACGCGUACGCGAAGACGGAGAAGCCUCUGUUCCAUCUGUUCGCCAAGUAUUCUCCGCCCAUCAUGAGGAGGAAGAAGACGUGCGUGGGGUUAGCCAUGGAGCUGAUAAGCAGGUGGCGGGCCCUGGAUGCAGAGUUUCCCGGACUUGAUUCGGCUACCUCGUUGGUUUCUUGCGAGGAAGCAGUUUUAGAUGUGAGGGAGUACGUGACGCUGGGGGAAGGGCCUAACUCUGUAGAGUACGCGGAGAAGGAGCACGUGCUCGUGUGCGUCCAGCUGGACGUGGACGGCCGGCCCGGGGUCUUGCUCGCCGACCCUGGGUACCAUCUCUCCAGGUUGAUCAUUGUGAUGCACGAUCAACUUUACCCACAUACAGGCUGGUUCACACAAUCCGAAGAGCCGAGCUGUCUCAAAGACUACGAAUACAGCUGCAACCCACAAAACAGCAAAUACGUGGAGUGGCGGGAGCGAGUGACGCGCGGCACCGCCGUCAAGUGCCAGACGUCACUCAUCUACGUGGCACAACCCUUCCUGGACUGCAUCCCCAUCACUGAGAAGCGAAACCUAGUUUAUAAUUUCAAGAGCUUGUUAGCCCGCGACCCCAAAGGCCGGCUGGUGGCCGGUAUGUACUUCCCGGUGGGGGGCAACAUGGAGAACGCUACCUUCACCAUCUUCACCGACAACGGCGUGGAGAAACGGAGAACAAAGUACAAGUUCGACGCCUUCAGAGACCCUGACAACGUACAUCCAUCUAUAGUGGAAGAACUGGAACACUGCAGCGAGAAACUCCGAUUCAAGAAGCGUGAACUGUUAGUGAUCAUCAGCAAACUCGCCAACAUCCUGUCAAACCAGUCCUUCGUCGAGCAGGUGCUCGAGAUUAACGACGACAUAUGCCGCAUGUAUUUAUGACGAAAUGGCGAAACCAAAAUGGCCGACAAUGCAACACAAAAUGGCGUCGUUAAACAAAAAUAAAUAUAAUAUUGUCCUUACUUUGUUUACACUAAGUUUUUUAUUUGUGUAUUUGUUUAUUUAUCGUUAAAAAGAUACUAUUUGGUGGUGGGUUACAUAACAUAAUUUUAUAAUUCUUUUUAUCUGUUUCAUUAUUUUAUUCUUAGACAUUUGUAGUUAAAUGGAAUGUAUCUUUUGGUAAAUUGAAUAUAUGUAUAUUAAUUUUGGCUCAUUACAUAAUUAUUACACCUA